AUGAUAAAAUCUCGCGAAGACGAGAACAGCAAAAAGACAAGACCGAGACCAUCCUUUCGUCCCCAAGCGCCCAUCCUUCUCCAGCCAGAGUCAGUACCGCAGGGACUGCGGAACCGUACAAGCACACCGCAAGUUGGCUCGCCUGCCGUGGUCACACCGAUUCCUGGGAGAUACAGUGCUGCUACAUACGGUCCAAGUUCUUUUGGUCACACAAAUCAUGCUCAGGGUACUCAUGCUGGAAACGUCGUUCAAGACAAUGACGAGUCGAAGAACGGUCUCGUUCGCCGUGGUGGAUAUGUGAAUGUAGAUGAGUCAGACAACGAAGAGAGAAAGCGCGGCUUCGACGGGGACCACUUGGAAGAACAUGAGACCAAAAAAUUCAGGGUUGAAGGUGAAGAGAUGGUGGACGGCGACGAGGACGCGGAGUUUGAAGACCUCGCUCCAAAACGUGGCUCAAAACGUGUUAUGCACGACGAGGACAUGGAAUAUAAUAACAACGCUAAGAAAUUCCGCGGGAAACGAUCUCGGAAGAUUUCGCUGGCCAAAUCCGACAUGGAUGUCGAUGAGGAAGAUGAUGACCAAGUGACAGAAUUACCGUCUCCAUCGACCCAUCGUGGCAAGAAGCGCGACCGUACUGAGGCAGGCUCUACUUUUGGUGGCGAUGACGACGACAGUGCCGAGGAGCCAGAGGAUAGCGAUGCUAUUGUCCGAAGACGUAGGAAGAGACGCACUGUGUCGAAACGUAAAUCUGAAGCCAGUCAUCUGCGUGGCAAGAAGCGAGACAGGGUCACUGAAGACGAUCUUAGUGAAGGUUUCAGUGAAGGCGAUUCACUGGAAAAGUCAGCGCACAAGAAAGGCAAGCAUUCAUCGCACCGUCGUGACCGAGCUGCAGAGAGCGAUAUAUCUAUGGAGGAUUCCUCGUUUUCAAGGAGUAAGAUUAGGGAGAUUGGCGAUGAAUGGGAAAGCAACGGUGUCAAAUACAAAAUCGGUCCAAACGGACAACGUCUUCGUCAGGCCCUCGUGAAGAAAGCGAGGCAGAAAUUUGUCAUGCCUAAAGACUCUUUACAUCCAGACCGCGAUGUUAAUCUCCAAGUUUGCAUUGAAACGUGGCUCACGGAAGAAGAAUAUCAAGAGGCCAAAGCUCAACAUAACCUUGCAUGGCAGGACGAUCCUGAAACGAAAAAUAUCCACAAGUUGACUUUGGAUAUCUCGUCAGACACUGCUUCUGUCCACAGGGAAGGUUCCCUUUCUGGAAAAAAUCUGUUAUGGUCCUCAACUUCUACUCCUACUGGUUCACCUGUCCCACAGACCCCUCCGCCCGAAAUCCCAAGACCAAGGACUUCUCGUCUCUCAAUGGGUCCUUCGUCUUUAGUCCUCAAUCCCUUUAGCGAGUCGCAAAUACCCGCCGCCAAACGAAUUGCAUCGAACGCCCGAGCUAUUGGGUCACCAGCCGCUGUCGGGUCCUCUGGUUUGUCAGAUAGCACUAAUAGUAGCCCACGCAAAGUCCUUUCGAAAUGGGAGAAGCAAGAGCUCGAGGCACGUGCUAUGAUGAAGAUUCGUGAGGCUACUAGGAAGAAAGAGCAAGAAGAAGAGGCCAAACGGCAGGCUGCUGAACGGGCACGCACCGAACAACUCGCUAAAGAGCGCCAGGAGAAAGAACGUAUUGAAAAGGAGAAGGCGGAGAAAGAGAAAGCGGAACAGGAGAGGAAGAAAAAAGAGGCCGCGUCUAUGCCUCCCCCUCCAAAUCCCACCACUGCAACACCUGCUCCAACAUCUUCAGGCGCUGGACCGAUUCCUACCCCUUCUGCAGGUGCCUCGUCCUUCUUCUCUGUUCCUAAUUCUACCUCGACUUCCAAUUCCACAUCUUCCGGAACAGCUCCUGCUGCUUCUUUGUUUAGUAUGCCUCCUGCUAAGGCUUCUGCGGCUUCCAGUAGCCAACCUUCUUCUACACCCUCUAAUACUGGAUUCAGCUUGGCGAACCCUUCGCAACCGUCGUCGGCAUCUUCUGGCACUCCAGCUGCCAACUCUAGUCAGCCAGCUCCCCCUGCUGGUGGAUUUUCUUUCGCAAAUCCUAGUGCAUCUAGUACUACCCCAGCUUCUUCUGUCCCUCCUUCCACAACCCCUUCUACGUUCAAUUUCAGUGCGCCGAAGAAAGAUGGAGAGACUGCAAACACUGCUACCAGUGGUGGGGGGCCAUCGUUAAUGUCGAGAUUAGGACCUCAAGUUUCUGAUGCACCGAAACCUUCGACUCAGCCUGCAUCCAACAUCUUUUCAUUUGCCAAACCCACUACGUCUGGAACCACUACUAGUACUACCGCGUCAAACCCUUUCGGUCAGCCGGCUUCAUCCAAUCCCUUCGGACAGCCUGCUUCUUCAAAUUCCUCGUCAACUCCUACAAAUGGUGCAACCACUUCGACUGCGCCAUCAAGUGGAGGCUCCGGGUUGAAGUUCAACUUUGCUGUGCCGAACAAGACAGCCACCACUGCUUCUGCUCCUUCAACAGGUGCUGUUAAUGGCACAGGGUCUUCGUUGAGUGGUGCUUUGGGUUCAGACCCACAGAAGCCAGGCUCUGCUACAGGCAAUACUUUUUCUGGGACUGCAUCGGCACCUGCGCCUGCUUCAGGUGGCGCAUCUCUCUUUAGCUUCAAGACUCCUACGACACCUGCUUCUGCAACGAACGCUGCGGAGGCUAGUACUACGCCUGCAACUAAUCCUCCUGCUUCCACAUCAACUGCGCCUACAGGUGGUUUGAAGUUCAACUUUGGAACAUCUCCAUUUGCAACACAGGGUUCAACUGCAAACAAGGAUAAGGAUAAGGAGCCUCCCAAGUCUGGAUUUGGUGCGCCAUCGACAUUUGGAACUACUGCAUCGAGUACUACGUCGCCAUUUGGAAAUACGUCCAAUACUUCGUCGCCGUUUGGUGGUGGUAACACUUCGUCGGCUUUUGGAAGUAACACUAAUGCUUCGUCAGCCUUCGGUGGUGCCAAACCGUCGCCUUUUGGCAAUGCAUCCGCCACCACUACGUCUGCAUUUGGAAACAUCCCCACCACCUCAGCGUUUGGGAACAAAGCAGGAACUGGGGCAUCGCCGUUUGGCGCCACUGCUGCUCAGACUUCCAGCGUCUUUGGUGGGGGUGCAUCCUCAGAGUCGACAACGAAGCCUGCUGAUUCCUCGAGUACACCCAAAUUUAAUUUUGGUGGCGCAUCUUCGACCGCACCCGCUUCGGACAGUACUGCGAGCAAGCCCACCUUCUCGUUUGGUUCAACUUCUCAGACCCCUGCUACACCUGCUAGUGGCGCUACAUCAACGACACCUGCUUCAACACCUGCUAGUGGAGGUUUUUCAUUUAACUUUGGUGGAAAGACGACUGCUCCAACGACGGCGACAACAACCCCAUCGCAACCGCCCCCGUUGUUUGGAACAACGACCACACCCGGUCAAUCCGCGUUUGGCAAUUUGAGCAAUACAACCGCCCCGUCCAAUGUAUUCGGUGGUGCAGCAUUUGGGGCACCAGCUCAAUCAAAAUAG
Psilocybe cubensis is the source of this 3528-nucleotide messenger RNA. RefSeq lists its product as uncharacterized. The record is from RefSeq and is a predicted model, not a curated record. NCBI's taxonomy places the organism in Eukaryota, Fungi, Basidiomycota, Agaricomycetes, Agaricales, Agrocybaceae. The coding region runs from base 1 to 3528 and encodes 1175 amino acids. The transcript is spliced from 5 exons.